This is a messenger RNA of Helobdella robusta, 1596 nucleotides long. RefSeq lists its product as hypothetical. The record is from RefSeq and is a predicted model, not a curated record. Gene Ontology annotation, biological process: immune response. Gene Ontology annotation, molecular function: cysteine-type endopeptidase activity. Gene Ontology annotation, cellular component: lysosome. NCBI's taxonomy places the organism in Eukaryota, Metazoa, Annelida, Clitellata, Rhynchobdellida, Glossiphoniidae. The transcript has 11 exons. The annotation marks the transcript as partial.
GAUUGUUACUAUGUUGAAGGUGUUCUUCGGCUGCCUUACGCAGAAAUUAACGAACCAUUCUAUGGCUGGUUCGAAAGCAAGAGAAGCCGAAGCAGGGUUGAUUACUAUGGUGCGUAUUCAGUCCAAACUUAUCAGCUAGGUGGCGAAACUUCAGGUGAUUAUGGUGUUAAUUUAAAAGUCGCCCCCAUGACAACUGAGGAAUUGCUGAAUGUAAAACAAUGCUUCCAACUUAAUGGCACCGAGGCAAGCCCUGUAGAACCACAAAGUCUGCUGCCUAAUUUGGAAGGGUUCAAGAACGUUGGGGAAGAAAUUAUGUACGGAAUCAAAUGCACAGUUUGGAGAAACGUAACCAGAGAAAGUGGGAAGAAGAACACGUACACAUUCUAUCAAAAUUCCGAAACAUCUGCCCCAGUUCGAUACGAGAUGACAGGAUACGAUACCUUGCUAAUAUCUCAUUACGAUAGAUACUAUAUCGAUUACGUUCACUUUACUGCCAGGAAGUCAUUUCCCGAUAGGAUCUUUACCAUUAAAAAUAAUCUGACUUGUUCCGGAUUUCCGGGCCCGGGUUUUUCCGGCGGCCAGCAUCAUCACGUGACCAUGAAUCCAAUCCGGGAGUUUAUCCACAACGACGUCGGAUACGUCGAUCAGGAAUUCAAGGACUUUCGGAAACGCCAUGGGAAGAAUUACGGAGGUGAGGCUGGAGAAGAGGACAAGGUCUUGGAGAGGAAGAAAAAUUUUCAUCAAAAUUUCAGGUUCGUGCAAUCACAAAACAGGAAAAAUCUCGGUUACACUAUGAAACUUAAUCACCUAGCUGACUAUUCGGACGAUGAGUUGAGAUUGCUGAUGGGCAAAAAAGUGAACAAUAACGAUAAAUUAACUUUUAAACGUAAUGGUGGAUUAAGUUUUAAUGAAUCCAACUUCUCCGACGUCUCCCCACCACCUGACCAUUGGGAUUGGAGAUUUCUAGGAGCAGUAACACCAGUGAAAGACCAGGCGGUUUGUGGUUCGUGUUGGUCGUUCGGUACGACUGGCUGUCUAGAAGGGGCCCAUUUUUUGAAAACAAAGGAACUGGUGAGGCUUUCCCAACAAGAGUUGAUUGACUGCAGCUGGGGCGAAGGUAGCAACAACGGGUGUGAUGGUGGAGAGGAUUUCAGGGCCUACCAGUGGGUCAUGAAGCACGGGCUGGCCUCAGAGGAGGAUUACGGGACCUAUAUGGGACAGGACGGCUACUGCAAAAUGAAAACAGUCCCACCGACGGCCGCUAUGUUGAAUUACGUCACCGUGACCCCUGGGAAUGCCACGGCCCUAAAACAGGCCAUGGUGAGGUACGGGCCCAUCUCCGUGGGGAUAGAUGCCGCCCACAAAAGUUUCGUCUUCUAUAGUAGCGGGGUCUAUUAUGAACCGGCCUGCGGAAACACACUCGAAAGCAUAGAUCAUGCGGUUCUAGCUGUUGGUUAUGGAACGCUAAACGGCGAAGAUUAUUGGCUGAUAAAAAAUUCUUGGUCCACUUACUGGGGCAAUGAUGGAUAUGUACUGAUCUCUCAGAAAGAUAAUAACUGCGGGGUUACUACUUCCGCCACCUACGUACUCAUGUGA